AUGGCCUUCUUAAGCAGUGAUAAUAAAGACAUAGCCCAGCCAAUGGAACUUUCUCUCUUUGCUUCACCCACUAAUCAAGUAGCAGUCGAAAAAGUGUACUUAACUGAAGCCAGACCGAUUUCCAGUAUUGGAGUGUCAGAUACCCCCAUAAAAAUAGUUGUAUCUGGAUCGGGAGCGGAAUAUAUCGAUUUAAAAAGAAGUCGAUUGUAUGUAAAAGCCAGAAUUUUAAAAGCGGAUGGUUCCUCAUUAGCGGCCAAUGAGAAGACUGGAAUUGUGAAUCUACCAUUGCAAAUCUUGUUUGGUGGAAAAGAGGAAUUAUCUUCCCCAAAGCAGUCCCAGUUGUUUUUUAAGGACGAAGGAAAUUUGGGUGACGCGAACGCCUACGAUGGUGGCAAUGCUGGACUAGUCCUGCGCUAUGGCUAUACACAGGAAAGUAAAGUAUUUGAACUGGAGGGUAACCUGAUGGAAGAUAUUUUUGACAUCGACAAAUACCUGAUCAAUGGUGUAGAUAUCUACAUCAAGCUUUUUAGAUCUAGUGCACCUUUUGUAAUGAUGUCAGCAGAGAGCACCCCGGCUUACAGACUGGAAUUACUAGAUGUCGUGUACAAAGUGGCCAAAGUGCGAGUAGAUCCUGGUGUUCUAUUGAACCACAGCAAGCAGAUAGAAUCUACCCCUGUAAAAUACACCAUCUCAAGAAAUGAAUUGAAAAUGAACACCAUUCCUAAAGGAUCUACUGAAUUUUACUGGGACAACAUUUUUCCUCAGGCAGUACCCGACCGCAUCGUUGUAGGAUUGGUAGAUCAGAAAGCUGUAAAUGGGGAUUACACUACCAAUCCGUUUAAUUUCGAGCAUUUUGGUGUAACGGAUGUAGGGAUAUACGAAAACGGAGAAAGCGUCCCAGGAAGACCCUUAAAAACCGAUUUCACGACAGGGCAUUAUUCAUCCGCAUAUGCUCGACUGUUUGAGGUUCUCUGGAAAAUGGAGUCAAGACGCCGGUCUAGUAAUUACUCGAGACAACUUUGGAAGUGGAUAUUCUCUGUUCGUCUUUACCACAGAUCCCUGCGGUUUUGGUAA
Molecule: messenger RNA, 1074 nt
Organism: Saccostrea echinata
Lineage: Eukaryota; Metazoa; Mollusca; Bivalvia; Ostreida; Ostreidae
Exons: 2
Coding region: 1-1074 (357 amino acids)
Source: RefSeq, a predicted model, not a curated record